This is a messenger RNA of Rhododendron vialii, 3235 nucleotides long. RefSeq names its product leucine-rich repeat receptor protein kinase HPCA1-like. Gene Ontology annotation, molecular function: protein binding; ATP binding; protein kinase activity. The record is from RefSeq and is a predicted model, not a curated record. Gene Ontology annotation, biological process: protein phosphorylation. The transcript has 20 exons. Bases 66 to 2981 code for a protein of 971 amino acids. NCBI's taxonomy places the organism in Eukaryota, Viridiplantae, Streptophyta, Magnoliopsida, Ericales, Ericaceae.
GGAACAAGAGGAAAUGAAUGAAACAAUUUGCUGGUUUUGAAGUUAUUUUGUUUCUCUCUUGAAUAAUGGGUUUAAGAAUUGAAAUUUGUCUGCUGUUUAUUUCCACCCAAUUUCUCGUUGCAACAGCGCAAACGAAUACUCAGUACUUUGCUGCUUUGGAGGCUCUCAAAGAUGCCUGGACGAACAUACCACCGAAUUGGGGUGGGCCUGACCCAUGCGGCAGCAGUUGGGUUGGAAUUCAGUGCAACAAUUCACGCAUCACAUCCAUAAUAUUACCGAGCAUGGGUUUGUUUGGUCAGCUGACCGGAGACAUUGCACAGUUGUCAGCAUUACAGAUCGUGGAUCUCUCAUACAACAGUGGUUUGACAGGAUCUCUUCCUCCAUCAAUUGGAAAUUUGACGAAGUUAACAACCCUAGCCCUGGAAGGUUGCGGCUUCUAUGGUCCCAUCCCUGGCACAAUAGGAUACCUGCAGCAGCUGCGCUUUCUGUAUCUUAGUUCCAACAGCUUCACUGGGAGUAUACCUUCUUCAAUUGGUAACCUAUCAAAUCUUUUUUGGCUGGAUCUGUCUGUUAAUAACCUAUCUGGGACUAUCCCCGUCUCUAGUGGGACCACACCUGGUUUGGAUAUGCUGGUUAAUACGAAGCAUUUUCAUUUUGGAAACAAUCAGCUCUCUGGUGCAAUCCCAGCUCGUCUUUUUAAUUCAAGCAUGACGCUAAUACAUGUGCUUUUUGAAAGCAACCAGCUUAAUGGCACCAUCCCUUCAACGCUAGCACUAGUCCUGAGUCUGGAGGUGGUGCGUCUCGAUAGAAACUCGUUAACUGGAUCUGUCCCAUCAAAUUUCAGCAACCUCGUAUAUGUCAAUGUGCUGUACUUGUCAAACAAUCAACUGACGGGCCCCUUACCCAAUCUUUCAAGCAUGAAUGAUCUCUACAAUGUGGAUUUGAGCAACAACACAUUUGAUACAUCACUUUUUCCUUCAUGGUUUUCAAACUUACUGUCUUUGACAACAAUUUAUCUGAGCACGUCUAGGAAAAAUAGAUGUGGACUUCAACGAGCUCUUAGUAAGAUUUUUAGUGUGAUGGAGAACACAAGACUUAAUGGUUCACUUCCGGGUGCAAUCUUCAACCUUCCUCAGUUACAGGCUGUUUCAUUGAGUAACAACCAGCUUAAUGGCAUUUUGGAUGUUGGCACCAGCUAUGGCAACCAACUGAAACUUGUAGAUCUGCAGAACAAUUCGAUAUCUGAUUUUAUUUUUACAGAGAGAGUGGGUGCCUCUGUUGAGUUCAUACUUGUAGGAAAUCCAGCUUGCUCGGGAACAGGAGGGACAAACACAUACUGUGCCAUUCCACCGUCCAACUCAUCAUAUUCCUUCCGCUCAUACUCCUUCCCAUCUAAAAAAUGUAUCCCUCCUAAAUGCAGUUCAAAUGAAGUUUCUAGCCCCAACUGUAGAUGUGCAUAUCCAUACACAGGCACCCUAUUCUUCAAAGCUCCUUCCUUCUCAGACCUCGGAAACUCAACUAUCUAUACAGCUCUUGGGAGUUCUCUGCUGGGUUGUUUCCAGUCCAAUCAACUUCCUGUGGAUUCACUUUAUCUUAGUAAUCCGACCGAAAAUACAGAUAACUACCUUUUGAUAAGCCUAGAAUUGUUUCCAUAUGGCCAAGAUCGUUUUAAUCGAACAGGAAUUUCUGGAAUUGCAUUUGUCUUGAGCAACCAAACUUUCAAUCCUCCCAGCACUUAUGGACCCUUUUCUUUCAAAGCCGAUCCUUAUAACUACUUUGCAGGAAACAAUUUGUCAAAUCGAGGGGUGAUUACUGGAGUGGCAGUUGGUGGUUCUGUUGUUCUGCUAUUGGCUCUCCUUGCAGGAUUUUAUGCUUUCCGUCAAAAGAGACGAGCUGAAAGGGCUGAUAGAGUGAACAAUCCUUUUGCUUCUUGGAACCCGAAUACAACCAGCGGUGGUGUUCCUCUGUUACAAGAAGCUAGGUGUUUCUCAUAUGACGAGCUUAAGAAAUACACCAACAAUUUUGCAGAAGCCAACAGAAUUGGAUCCGGUGGAUACGGGAAGGUGUAUAGAGGAACUCUUAGUAAUGGGCAACUGGUUGCAAUCAAAAGGGCUAAACAAGGAUCUCUGCAGGGGGGUUUGGAAUUCAAGAUGGAGAUUGAGCUUCUAUCCAGGAUACACCAUAAGAAUGUUGUUGGCCUUAUGGGUUUCUGUUUCGAGCGAGCCGAACAAAUGUUGGUGUACGAGUACAUUGCAAAUGGUACACUCCAUGAGAGUCUUUCAGGGAAGACAGGAAUUAAUUUGGAUUGGAUGAGGCGGCUUCGAAUAGCCCUUGGAGUAGCAAGAGGCUUGCAAUAUCUCCAUGAGCUUGCCAACCCUCCAAUCAUACAUAGGGACAUCAAAUCAAGCAAUAUCUUACUGGAUGAACGCUUGAAUGCAAAAGUCUCUGAUUUUGGUCUCUCCAAGCCAAUGGGUGAUGCAGAAAAGAGCCAUAUUAGCACUCAAGUCAAGGGGACAAUGGGCUACAUGGAUCCAGAGUAUUACAUGACCCAACAGUUGACUGAGAAGAGCGACGUAUAUAGCUUUGGAGUGGUAUUGCUAGAGCUUGUAACCGCAAGACAGCCGAUUGAGAAAGGCAAAUACAUUGUAAGAGAGGUGAGGCAGAGAAUGAUAAGGGAUCAAGUCCUAUACAGUCUCGACGAGAUUCUUGACCCUGUCAUUUUGGCCCCCCCGCCGAAGGGUUUGGAGCAGUUUGUGGAUCUUGCAAUGAGGUUUGUCGAAGAAGAGGGAGCUCGGAGACCUGGAAUGGGUGCUGUGGUGAAAGAGAUUGAAAACGUUAUGCUAAUUGCUGGUCUGAACCCAAAUGAUGAUUCUUCAUCCACGUCUGCUACUCAUGAAGGGGAUGGUAAGGGGUACAACCAUCCGUACACUGAUGACAGCCUCUUUGUCUAUAGUGGGACCUUUCCACUUGCAUCAAAUUAGAGCUCGUGAGGUUUUUUGUUUUCGCUUCGAUAUCUGUGUAUUGCAUGUGUCCUGGUUCCAACCUUGUGAUGUUUCUAAGCAUAACGUGGAGUACCUAACCAUGAAUUGGCCAGAAUACUUGGCUCUUUUUCAUGUUUAUUGAGAGUUUGAACUUCUGUAACUGAGACAAAAUCAAAAUACUCAUGCAGAAUAUAGACCUUAGACUAUUUGUGAUUUUUAUGUAAAUUAAGCUACUGCUACCUAUUAUACUUAAA